CCUUUCUUGCUCUCCCCUUGCGGGCGCAAUGCUGCUGCUCCCGGUGUGAGUGAGGGGGAGGAGGAGGAGGAGGAGGAGGAGGAGGAGGAGGAGGAGGAGGAGGAGGAGGAGGAGGAGGAGGAGGAGGAGGAGGAGGAGGAGGAGGAGGAGGAGGAGGAGGAGGAGGAGGAGGAGGAGGAGGAGGAGGAGGAGGAGGAGGAGGAGGAGGAGGAGGACGAUGAACUGUCAGCGUCAACCGUGCCUGGGGGGACGUUCUUGUAGAGAAUGACAUUAUAGAGAGUCAAG
This is a messenger RNA of Closterium sp. NIES-67, 285 nucleotides long. The record is from the annotation of a GenBank genome assembly. Lineage: Eukaryota; Viridiplantae; Streptophyta; Zygnematophyceae; Desmidiales; Closteriaceae.